GUUGUGGUGAAUGGGAUUUUUAAGUAAGUCCUUCACUUCUUGAUCUGUGAGAUUUUAUAAGACUAAUAAAAAAAUAAUGUUUUUUUUCCUCCUUUAAUAAAAGAUCAAAGGAAUGUUUUUGUGUGAUAUUUAAAAAAGGUGUAUAAUUAUUAAUUUGCAAUAAAUUCGAAAAAUAAUCAACUUAGAAUGUCGGAGCCGCGCAAGAACCACCUAUCUAUUGAUGGAGGACAAAUUAAAGAGGACGAGAAUGUCGCCUCAUAUAAGCCUAUCCCGGAUUCUGAUGCAGAAUUCCGAAACACAUCGAAACCGACGCUUAGCAAGUCCAAGGAGAAGAUCUCUGACGAGGCUGAGGAGAAACUCUUGGAUAAAGAGGAGGAGGCCAAGAUAGUGACUCGUGUGGACAUGGCCGACGCUAAGUACGUGGUCGGGGACCACAGGAACGGAGACGCCAAAAUUGAGCUGGAUGCCAAUAAGCGGCAAUUUUCCGGACUGACAAAGGAGGAACUGCUGAAGUAUGCCGAUGAUCCAUUUUGGGUGCGCUUGCGCUGGUUCAUGUUCGUGUUGUUCUGGGCGCUGUGGCUGGCCAUGCUUGCUGGCGCUAUCGCCAUCAUCAUACGCGCCCCCAAAUGCGCUGCCCCUGUGCCGAGAGCAUGGUACGAGAAAGGUCCUUUGGUGGACGCGAGUACUUUAGACACCUACGAUGAGCUAGAGAGCGAGUUGCCAGCACUGAAGGGUGCGAACGUACCGGGCAUCUUUAGUGACGUCACACCCACUUAUGAAGUACUCGAUAGCGAGGAUGUCGUCACCAAAUUCAAGGAGUUUGUUGCUAAAGCCAAAGAGUAUGGUGUCCGGGUGAUUGUAGAUCUGACGCCAAACUUCGUCUCGACCGCUCAUACCUGGUUCCAGUUAAGUGUGAAUCGUACAGCACCAUACGACACUUAUUUCACAUGGGCGAAGGGACGCGACUAUGUGGAAACAGAUAGCGGCAGCGUACCAAAUCCACCUAACAAUUGGGUAUCAACAAUGAACACCUCAGCUUGGGAGUGGAACGAGGCUCGCAAGGAAUUCUAUUUGCACCAGUAUGGCAGUGACCAGCCCGAUCUCAACUUCCACAAUCCUGAUGUUGUCAAGGAAUUUGAUAAAGUCCUCCGCGUCUUGAUGAAAGCCGGCGCAGCGGGCGUCAGGUUGCACAAAGUUCGUCAGAUGUUGGUGAACCAGUCGUUGCCUGAUGAAUUGAUGGCGAUCGGUCGCGGCAGCUCACCGGGCGCUGAUCAUUUGAACUAUGCGUACUGGCGACACAAGUACACAGCUGACCAGCCCGCUCUCUUGACAUUAUUGCAACAAUGGGCGGAACUGGUCGACUCUACAGCUGCCGUUAACCCAGGGGCCGGUGAGACAGUGUUCACUGUGGCGGAGGAAAGUGGAGGAAAGUGGACGGACGAGUUGACGUUACGUCCGCGCGCCGCCGCCGCGUUCCGCCUGCGGACCGGCCGCGAUCUCAACGCACUCGUGAAGGAGAUGCAGACGCCGUUGCAACGCUGGCCCGCCGUACAGUUAACGAGCGAUUCUGAGUCCGCGGACGCUGAGCUGGCUGAGCUGGCGUUGUUGCUGCCGGCCGUCCCAGUACUGAGCGUCACACAGCUCCCCGCCGCUACCAAUAACACCGCUACAGGCGAGGGUCUAUCGCAAAUGGUAGCUCUACGGGAGGAUGCGAGCAUAGAACACGGUCAAUUCAGUGUGGCUGCUGUACCUUCGCGACAAUCUAGCAAGCAGUUACUCGCUUGCGCCAGAUGGAAGCCGGGUCACACCGGAUACGUGGCGGUGUACAACCCGUGGGAUGAAGAACAGCGUGCCAACGUUACGCUGAUGGCUUCUGUACCAAGAGCGCUCACCGUAUAUCACGUCUCUAACACAGUUAAGGAGUACACCAAUUAUACAACAAACUAUGCGGUGUCCAGCGACAAUAUCCUGGUACCGCCGAAGUCUAGCGUUGUACUAUCGUACGUGCCAAAGACGGUGGAAGAGCAAUAAAGCUCAUAACGUCAUGUUCUAGAACGCUUGCGCCGUAUCAUACACGCGGCAUAUUAUUUUAAUAUAUUGCAUUUAACGUUUAGGUAUGUCUUAAAUGAGUACCUACUAAAUAUAUAUUGUGAAGCAUG
Diatraea saccharalis (sugarcane borer) is the source of this 2159-nucleotide messenger RNA. The record is from the annotation of a GenBank genome assembly. Lineage: Eukaryota; Metazoa; Arthropoda; Insecta; Lepidoptera; Crambidae.